Molecule: messenger RNA, 712 nt
Organism: Pisolithus orientalis
Lineage: Eukaryota; Fungi; Basidiomycota; Agaricomycetes; Boletales; Pisolithaceae
Product: PRTase-like protein
Exons: 9
Coding region: 1-627 (208 amino acids)
Biological process (GO): XMP salvage; IMP salvage; hypoxanthine metabolic process
Cellular component (GO): cytoplasm
Molecular function (GO): hypoxanthine phosphoribosyltransferase activity
Source: RefSeq, a predicted model, not a curated record
AUGGCUGCUGAAUGCCCACACGUUCAUGCAACUUACAAUGAGAUCCACACGAUUAUCAAGGAGAGCGCAGCCAAGAUAUCGCAAUCAUUCAAACCGGACGUGCUGAUUGCAAUCGGUUGUGGUUUCUUCCCUGCCCGAGUAUUGCGCACGUUUUUGAAGGAUCCUCUUACGAAAAAGAACAUUCCGAUCCGAGCCAUCGGCCUUUCGUUGUACGAGCCUCUGGCAGAGACAUCUGCAGAGCAAAUUGGAAAAGAAGUUAUUCGCACACAAUGGUUGACAGCAGACGGGACAAAAUCCCUCCUUGGCCGAAAAGCUCUCGUCGUCGACGAAAUCGAUGAUUCUCGCACAACCUUACAAUAUGCCAUUUCCGAACUCCAAAAAGAUAUCGAGCUUCAUUUGCUAGACCUCCCGGAGUCAGAACGAGAAGCCAACCGCACUGAAUUUGCAGCCUUUGUGGUUCACAACAAGACCAAGCCCAAGGCUGGCAUCCUCCCACCAAACGUACCGUAUUUUGCUGGCGCCGAAGUGGGUGACGUGUGGUUGGACUAUCCGUGGGAGGCACUAGACAUUGAGGAGCACGACCAACUCGCGGCGCAGGACAGGCUGAAUACGCAGGUGCAUAGUUAGUUCUUGGGCACGAGGAAGUCUGUCAAUAUGUAAUAUCUGUCGUAGAAAGCUUAUCAAGAUUAUUUGUGUGCGCGUUGUUUGGCUG